Pteropus alecto (black flying fox) is the source of this 2836-nucleotide messenger RNA. RefSeq names its product G protein-coupled receptor 39 (gene GPR39). Gene Ontology annotation, biological process: G protein-coupled receptor signaling pathway. Lineage: Eukaryota; Metazoa; Chordata; Mammalia; Chiroptera; Pteropodidae. The transcript has 3 exons. The record is from RefSeq and is a predicted model, not a curated record. The coding region runs from base 469 to 1887 and encodes 472 amino acids. Gene Ontology annotation, molecular function: G protein-coupled receptor activity. Gene Ontology annotation, cellular component: membrane.
GUCAAACCCCGCCGCUGGGCUGAGUCCUCAGCCCGGCUGCUGGGCACAGUCAGCGGUGGUUAAUGAUUGAUUGCUGACCCGCCGAAGAGGGUGCUCCUGGAGGGUGGACUGGUACCGGCAAGUGCCAAGCAGCAGAGAGGGGCGCGCAGUGCUAGAGGGCAGAGCGCUCCCGGGGUACGUAGGAGAACGGCCGGCACACGGGGCCUGCGGGGCGCAUUCCCUGCCAGGAGAUUAGAACCUCCUUCCUCUGCGCUCUCCCCGCCUCGCUCUGACACACACGCCCCCAAACUCCACCUCCAAGCGCCUCCCGGGCCUCUGCGAGGUUGGACCGCUCCAGGAAGUUUCUAUGAAAGCACCCGAAAAACUAAGUUGCCUUUUCCAGGUGAGCCCGAGUGAAAGCCCUUCUGCGUCCGUCGCAGCCAGGAACUAUUAGAGGAGCAAAGCUGAGGUGUCGUGGCUUUCUUCCUGAUGGCUUCACCCAGAGGCUCCAGCAGUGACUGCGCCAAUGUUAUUGAUCAUAGCCAUAUCCCCGAAUUCGAGGUAGCCACCUGGAUCAAAAUCACUCUCAUCCUGGUGAACCUCAUCAUCUUCGUGGUGGGCAUCCUGGGGAACAGUGUCACCAUUCGUGUCACCCAGGUGCUGCAAAAGAAAGGCUACUUGCAGAAGGAGGUGACGGAUCACAUGGUGAGUCUGGCUUGCUCGGACAUCUUGGUCUUCCUCAUUGGCAUGCCCGUGGAGUUCUACAGCAUCAUCUGGAACCCCGUGACGACACCCAGCUACACCCUGUCCUGUAAGCUUCACAAUUUUCUCUUCGAGACCUGCAGCUAUGCCACGCUGCUGCACGUGCUGACGCUCAGUUUCGAGCGCUAUAUUGCUAUCUGCCACCCCUUCCGGUAUAAAGCUGUGUCCGGGCCCUGCCAGGUGAAGCUGCUGAUUGGCUUCGUCUGGAUCACUUCUACCCUGGUGGCAUUGCCUUUCCUUUUUGCCAUGGGAGUUGAGUACCCCCUGGUGCACGUGCGCAGCCACCGGGGUCUCUCUUGCAACCGCACGCUCACCCGCCACCAGGAGCAACCCGAGACCUCCAAUAUGUCCAUCUGUACCAGUCUCUCGAGCCGCUGGACCGUGUUCCAGACCAGCAUCUUCGGCGCCUUCGUGGUGUACCUCGUGGUUCUGGUCGCCGUAGCCUUCAUGUGCUGGAAUAUGAUGCAGGUGCUCAGGAAGAGCAAAGAGGCCUCGCUGGCCGGGCAAGGGCAGCAGGAGCAGCUGAGGAAAUCGGAGAGCCAGGAGAGCAGGGCGGCCAGGAGGCAGACUAUCCUCUUCCUGAUUCAGCUUGGACCUGUGAAAGUUCUAUCAGCCAGCACUGAAGGCCAGCUUUGGGGAACAAGGCUGAUUGUUGUGACGCUGGCCGUCUGCUGGAUGCCUAACCAGGUUCGGAGGAUCAUGGCUGCAGCCAGACCCAAGUACGACUGGACGAGGUCCUACUUCCGGGCGUACAUGAUCCUCCUCCCCUUCUCGGACACAUUCUUCUACCUGAGCUCGGUCAUCAACCCGCUCCUGUACAACGUGUCCUCGCGGCAGUUCCGCAGGGUGUUCUGGCAGGUGCUGCGCUGCCACCUGACGCUGCAGCACGCCAACCACGAGAAGCGUCUGCGCACCUUUGUCUCUUCCACCACGGACAGCUCCCGCUCCGCACGCCGCCCACUGAUUUUCAUUGCUUCCGGGCGCAAUUCCUCUACAAGGAGACCUAACAAGGUUUUCUUAAGCACUUUCCAGAGCGAGGCCGAGGCUGAGCCCCAGCAAUUGAGUCUCGAGUCAUCAGGGCCCAAGUGGGAGACAAAACCAGACAACUCUGCUGCAGAGAAUGGUUUUCAGGAACAUGAAGUGUGAAAGUCAAGUACGAAAGCCCUCCUCCAACAAAAGCGACAUUCCCCUCACAAAGCAGUGGCAAAAUAGCCAGUGCCCCCAUCAGGGACAGGAGUAGAAUCUAGGGGCCCUGGAAAAGGCAGAUGCCCACUGAAUUGUCUCCGAAGGGCUGAUUCUGCAAGCCGGGCCUUCACUCUGGUUACAGAAGGGAGUGGGGCUUUCAAGCCACCCUCUCCUUUCCUUUAAGUACACAUUGAAAAUUCAGACUGAAUUUAGAGCUUACAAAAAUGUUUUACAUGGAACUCUUUCAUUAUUUGCAAAGGAACUAAAAGAGAAUGCAGAAUCCCUACCCAGAAUCUAAGGACACCCAGAAGAACCUUGUGAAGCAGGGAAAGCGAGGGCCAGAAGGACAUUGCAGGAUGGGCUAGCAUCUCCAGCUUCAGCAGUGUCCCGCGAAGAGGGCUAACUUGAGGAGCAGGAUGGUGGUGGGGAGCCCUGGCUGAAGGGCCGAGGCAGAGCUGCUCCUUUUCUUGGGCCGGGGUCCAUUGCACAGAGGGGUGUUGCAGCAGCUGAUGCACACCGAGUUCAGUUUCCCUGGGGAGCAGAAGGACUGAUACCCAGCCGAGGCAAUGAGGCAGGCCGCUGAUGAUGCACACGACUUGCGGUACAUGAUCCCUGCAACACAGACCCACAGGAGCUGGGUUAACCUGCACUGGCCAACAGACAAAGUCCCUCUGAGCCCAGAUCCCAGUGUGUCCUUCCCCUUCUCACAGCCCUGAGACUCGGUGGGCCAGGGAGGUGCUUCUGGUUGUUUCACUGAGCUCCACAAAACACAAGAGAUAAGUGGUAAAGGAGGCAGUCAUCAUUUCACUACUUUUGACAGAAUUGUUCCAAAAGCUAUUUGAGAUGCAAUGCCAGUGAAUAAAGAGUUGUCGAAACUAAAGUUCACUUUUUAAAAAGUGUACUAGAUAAA